UCCUGGUACCUAAUUUUCUUUUAAAUGAACCUGAUUUUCUAUUUGACAUGCUAACAAAUAUUAUCUGUAUCGAAUUAUUUCAAGCUCGAAAUCGAAGUAUUUCAAUGUGUAAUCGAUCAUCGAUUACUCUCCAUUACUCAUCAACUUAUUAGAUUUUUUUUGGUUGUUGCCGGCCCAGACAUUUUUAGAAUGUCCUAUAUAUUACUAUGAGAGUCAAUUCUAGUUCGAUGUUAUUGGUCUAAAAUAUAAUACUUUUUAUCGUCAUAUCAAUAUGUGCGGAUCGAGUUAUUUGAAGUAUGUAAACUGGACUUUAAUGUAUUACUCUUAGUGAGCAUAAAUUCAGCGACUCUUUGAAAUGAUUCUGUUAAUUUGCAUUUAUAGAUUACUUGGAGUCCGCUUGAAAUACGUAUGAAAUCGAUGUCUUUUUUUAUAAGUUUAUUUCAUGAAAUGUCAAGAAAAAACAAAUUAUAAUGAAAGCCGUGUGUCUUGCGUGACUAUCACCUUUCACUAGAACACCGCGUGACCUUUUGGCUGCCGUAUGUAGAUUUCGCGCGAAGUUAUCAUGUCUUCAUGAAAUGGGUUCUUGUGACUACAAAGCUCUAUUAGAUCAUCACUUUCAUGAUAAUAAUCCUUGUGGUAUAAGUAAAGAGUACCCGAAUGAGGUAGAGCAUUUGGAGCUAAAUGAGUGUACUCGCGAUGUAUCCGGUCAUCUGAAAUCACUGAAGCUCAGCGCAGAUGAAGGCAUUGAUACCGAGCUUAAACUUUUGCUAGCUCGAGUCGGUAUCUUCGAUGUCGACGCAAGCCAUAAAUCAGUAACUAUUUGCCCGCGACAUCGCGGAGAACAGGGCCUUCGUUGGAGAACGAGAAAAAUCAACUGCUCAAUUCCAAAUGAAAUCAUACAGCAUGUUGACUCAGCCAAGGGAAGUCAUCGUGUCACAAGCUCAUUGUCUGCAAUCAUUUUAAAGAACACCGGAACUCUUGUGCCUGUUGGACUGCGAAAGUGCGCUGCAAACCAUGACUAAUGCACACUCAUGAAUCUAUAGCACAAUACUAAAAAGUUGGAAUGUUGUAUGACUUUGUAUGUUAGUAAAACGUAUCAUAUUUGAGCAUUUGUAUGGGUAGUUGAAUACAUUCGGAAAUAAUCGAUGUCUUGUUGACUCCUUUGCAGCCUGUGUUGAUGUCGGACUUGGCGUACACAGGAAGACCGAAAAUAAUCAUAAUUAUUUUGAGGAGGGUAUAAAAAGAGGAGGAGAAAAUAAUUAUAUUCAGUAUUUUUUGAGGAGGUAGUUAAUUUUUUCACACUAAUGACGUAAC
This is a messenger RNA of Exaiptasia diaphana, 1314 nucleotides long. RefSeq lists its product as uncharacterized. NCBI's taxonomy places the organism in Eukaryota, Metazoa, Cnidaria, Anthozoa, Actiniaria, Aiptasiidae. The record is from RefSeq and is a predicted model, not a curated record. The coding region runs from base 576 to 1022 and encodes 148 amino acids. The transcript has 2 exons.